CCCACAACAUGCCAUAAUAUGGUAUAUAUGAUUGAAGAUCCCGGCUAAGGGCUUCCAAAAUGUAGUUCACUUCAGCAUCAGGGUGCCAUCCACUCUCUCGUUCCGAUUUAGCCAGCUUUCAUUUUAGGCCAGAUAUCCAAAGCGUAGUCUAACCCGAGGGCGGCGUCGAUGAGAUUGUCAAUAGCUGUCAGAGCGAAAAAUCGCCUUUGCUCCCUGGGAAACCCAAUCCACUUCAGUUCCUUUUCCACUUCGGCACCAAACACUCGAUUUUGUGUCUGCUCCAGGGCCAAUAACUAUACACCCCACCCAAAAAAAAAAAAAACAAUAGUAAAAAGAGCACACGUUUCGGAAAACCUAAACCAAGUCAAGAUGUGUGGUGGCUGGGCCUGUGCCUCCUACAAUAUCGCCUGCUGCAAUCCCCGCCUGUCGACACUGCGAUUCUCUGGCCGCUGUUUCGCACCCACGCCCUGCGGUCCAUGUGAUGACUGUUCCAUUUACGGCGGUUGCUGCGGUGGCUGCUGCGGGUGCUAGGUGAUCUCUGACCUGGAGUAGCCACAGAGUUGGGUGGAGAGUCCGGAAUUCAACUAUCUUGAAGUAGGCCUUGGGAACUGUUGGCUGUCAGCCAUGAAACAAAUAUCAUUCAGUCCCAGUCCAGUCCUUGUCGGAACAACAACCUUAAACGUUCACCGGGUUCCCACAUCCGUUUCCUAACCAUGUGUGGUGGCUGGGCUUGUGCCUCCUUUGACCUGGCCUGCAAUAAUCCUCCCUUGUCAACACUGCGUUUCACCGGUCGGGACUUUAUACCCACGCCCUGCGGUCCUUGCGAUAAGUGUUAUGUUCUAGAUACUAGCCGCAAGAAGAACACCAACAACUGCUAUGUUCCGCACAUCCUGUCUCCACUGGAUGCGCAGCUCUGCACACUGGCGAGUACUCAGAAAAAAAAGGAAGACGAAUAAACGCCAGGAGGAAAUGCGGUCUUAUACUACUAAAAUUAUCAGUGUAGAUCUUCUUGUACCAGCCAUUUCCAUGGGAAACCAAUAAAAAUUUGAGGGACUAAUACUGACU
Molecule: messenger RNA, 1065 nt
Organism: Drosophila melanogaster (fruit fly)
Lineage: Eukaryota; Metazoa; Arthropoda; Insecta; Diptera; Drosophilidae
Exons: 2
Coding region: 370-531 (53 amino acids)
Source: RefSeq, marked reviewed